CACGCCUCAAACUGCACUCUGAAGCCAGAGCUACUGACGACAGCCAGUCACGUGACAAAUGUCCCUUGAACUCUAACUUUCGUUUCGCGAGAAAAGGAACUUACGUUUCGUUAGCUUCUCAAAAGGAGUUUAAGUUUCGUUAGCUUCUCAAUCUCCUCAGUCGACACUGAAACGUCGCCAUGGCUGACGUGGACGACUGUGAGCACUCUCUGCUCAGCCUGGGUGACGAGCUGACCUGCAGUAUCUGCCUGUGUCCUUUUGACUGCCCAGUGACCAUCCCCUGCGGCCACAACUUCUGCCAGCAGUGCCUCCUCUCUACUUGGAAGGACAGCUGUAUAUACAGCUGCCCACAAUGUCGGACCAACUACCCCAUCAAGCCGGAACUGAAGAAAAACACGGUCCUCAACGCCGUGGUCGAGACCUUUAAAUUGCGGUCGACUGAGACUGAGCCAGAUGUAGCCGUGUCCGAAAUGCCGGGGAUCCAAGCGGCCAAAAGUGCCGCCGCCAUACGCUGUGAUACGUGUAUGGAGGCGGGCGCCGUGAAGACGUGCCUCACUUGCAUGGCCUCCUACUGCGUCGAGCACCUGCGGCCGCACCGCGAAAACCCGGUGUUCCACGUACACCAGCUGACCGAGCCCGUCGACGACCUGCUGGAGCGCAUCUGUCCGGAGCACCGCAAGUUCAUGGAGCUCUUCUGCACCAAGCACGAUCGCCUCAUGUGCACCUUCUGCCUCCAGCAAGCGCACAAAAGCUGCGACUUUAUCACAGCCGAGCAGCAGAGGACCAAGCAAGAGUCCAACCUGAUACAGCAAUUGAGUUUCAUGAACAAGAAGAUUAAACAAAACGAGACCGUAAUAUUGCAAAUGAGAGACAUGCAGCUUACCCUGAAGGGCAACGCCACCACCAAGAAGUCGGCAAUGGCUCAUCAGUAUGAACUGAUCCGAAACAUGCUGGCCAAUGAGGAGCGCGCCGCGAUGAGCGUGGUGGACGAAGAGCUGGAGUCUUCUCAGACCAAACUCAGGCUUCUCAUGAAAAGGUUUUCUGAAAAUAUUGAUAGCCUGAACAAGGCUAAAGGGGAUAUCCAGAGUCUACUUUGUCAGGCACAAACAAUGGCCUUUCUUCAGGCUUCACUUAAUCUGCCCAAAGCUGCAGCAUUUGAUCCGUAUGCCCCUCGAAUGUACUUGAGUUCCAAAAAGAUGACAGCAACCCAGGAUUUUGCUGGUAAUCUGAAGAAACACAUUCAAGAAAUCCUGAGUCAGCCUGUUGGUGACAGACUGCCAUUAGCUAAAACAGAAACGAACAUCCAGACAGGACAUCCCAUCAGCAGUCCCGCAGCCGCCAAGUCAGUCAAUGUCAAAGCUGACAAGACAUGGCAAAAAAAGAACAUCCAGACAGGACAUCCCAUCAGCAGCUAUCCCGCAGCCACCAAGGCAUUCGACUUCAAAGCUGACAAGACAUGGCAGAAAAAACAAAAUAAGCCCAUUCCACCCCAGGAAGACGGUAAGCAACGUAUGAAAAAUUUGUCACGUUCUAUGGAAAACCUCCUGGCGUCGGGUGGGAAACUAAAACACAGACCCCAGCUGACUCCCAUGCCUUCUGAACCCAAAGAAAAAAAAGAAACAAUGGAUCGCCCUGCCGACCUCAUUGGUGAAAAGAGACACAAUCUUGUGGCAUAUGGCACUGCACUCAGUUUUGAUCCAAAGACAGCACACAAACGCAUCAAGGUAACCGAGGACUUGCAAGGAGCAUCUGUGUCAGACCAACCCAAUCCAGCUAUGUGCAGUGACUGCCCUGAGCGCUUCUCCGUCUUCACUCAGGUGCUCACGUCUCAGGGUUUCACCCAAGGGCGCCACUACUGGGAAGUUCGGCUUAAUAACAAAGAAUUCACUAGCAUCGGGUUGACUUACGGUAGCAUUAAGCGCAAAGGUCCCACCAGUCGGCUUGGCCGCAACGCCCAGUCUUGGUGUGUGGAGUGGGUUAAUGACAAAGUGUCAGCUUGGCAUGACAACAAUGAGGUUGUGCUCAUGAAUAUCCAUGCUAAACGUAUUGGUGUGUUGUUGGAUUAUGAUUCAGGCUCCGCUACAUUUUACGAUGUGACCGAUAGGACGUGUUGCUUCUACACUUUUGUUUUUUCAUUCACUGAGGCAGUGUAUCCAGCUUUUGGGAUUUUUCGCUCUGAGUCGUCUAUCACGCUGUGUAAACUGUUGGCCUGAGGACCACAUUGACAUUCGCUACAGUCCAAUAAGAGUCAAAAGCCAACUUCCGAUUUGUUUGGUUUUUAAAGUAAAUUCCCAUGUGAUGUACUGUUGAUUAUAUUAAAAACAUACAUAUAUUCAAAAAAUAAAAUUUAAUUAUGAACCCAUCUUGAGUAACUUUCUGCUGGUAGAGCAGUUUCAGAUCAGCUGUCAAUUAAUAAAAAUACUUUGAAAAUGCCACGAUAAAGCAAGUUAAUAAACAGUUGCAGUGCAAGCGACCUAUUGAUCAAAUUUGCAUGCAGUCAAUAGCCUUGUUAAAACCUGAAUAUUGGCAGUAUUUGAGUUUUGAAGGCCAUGUAAACGCACACAAAAUCCCUGAUUAUUUUGGUUUUACAAACCCAAAUAAAACCCUGGCUUACCACUUGUCUAACCCAAAUAUAAACAAGAUCAAGUUAACUCCGACAUAUUGGUAUGUGUUCCUCACAUGCUUUUGCUUUGUCCACAAGGAAACUUAUCUUGUAGUACUGGGAGUACUUGUAUGCCAUAGCGAGCCUUCUUGGUGACUGUGUUGCGUUUUCAUUUUAUUUUCUGUUCCAAUGGCAAAAAUUGUACAGUGUGUGGAUAUAUACGUUUGUACAUCUGGCGCACAACUCACACAAGCAAAGGUAAACAAUAAUGGCGGAACUCGGAGAUGUGGCAGAAAGUCACACUUUUAGAAAGAGGAGGAAACCAACUGUUUUGUCCUUGUGGCGAGUGAUGUGAAUAUAUUGUGUUUUAUAGGCGGUAUAAAGUAACAAGCAGACAUGACGUUCAUUUGUGUCAUGUCUGUGCGUCACCGUUUGAAUCGGGUUAUUCAAAUACGAUAGUAACACAGUGCGUUCAGGCAUGUGAGGUAUAUUCUCAUAUACACACAUAUUGUCAUUGCAAUAAGUACAUAGUUACUAGAAUUUUACAGACUUGCUGGUGCCAAUGUAGAGAGGACACACUUGGUGGUAAUUACAAUGACCUUAAUAGAAGUUUUGGGUCUGUCAAGAGGCAAUCAAUGAACUGCACAUGCGCAGUAGACAGUGACUACACCGCCUGCGCAUACACAAACGCGGCGCCAAAGUUAACAAGCUAAUCGACGCAUUACGCAUCAAUACACGCACUCGCUUUUUUCGACUAAAGAAAGUUUAUGACCAUCAAAAAUGAGUGGGGUUGCUGGACCAAGUAAGAAGCCAAACCGUAUCACUUUCGUACAGAAAGGAAGUUGAACCUUACUUUAUUGACUGGGUUGACAUUCUCUUUAGCACAGCUCCAUCUAGUGGACGCAUAAUGCAACCCUAGUCAACCCCAGUCUGAUGCAGUAGCUCCGAUUCUAUGCGUCUUUUAAUCCGGUGUACCUUAUAUUUGAAUACAUUUCUGAAAUAAGAAAUUCAAUGAUGGUGCGCCUUAUAAUCCAGUGCACCCUAUAGUGUGAAAAAUACUGUAUGUCAAAAAAGUCUGUUUCAGAAAAGUCCUUUUCCACCCAGCCUUGCCUGGCGACCACUCUAGAUGGCCGCCGGGACAGAACUGCACCUUCUCAGAAAAUACACAAGAUACUUGAACAGGGUAUUCAGAAAUGGUGACCUGCGUGGAAACGUAGUCAUUGGUUGGUCUUGCGCUAUCCACAAGGAAUCUUUGUAGUCCUGGAAGUAGCUUCCUCAUCCAAGCGAACGUUACUUAAAUACAUUGGUUUCUCUGAGGCGUUUUCACAUUAUUUUCUGUCGUUACGGCAAAAAUAUCAGCGUGUAUACAGAUAAGAAUGCAAGUGUAUAAGUCCGUAUGUCUGGCAUGCAACAGGCAUAAAUACACAAGCAGAAGUAAAAACAAUCAUGGCAAAGCACAAGACGCAGGCGAUAUUAAGGCUCGAAAUAAAGGGUUGUGUACCCCAGUUUGCGAGUCAAAAAACAUUUUGUACCUUGUCAAAAUAGCUACACUGAGAAUCACAUAAUUUUCAGCUGUUCUAAUGAUUGAAUCCUUGACUCAAAAUAUUUCAAUCGGCUCACGGCACUUAACAUGCGAGUAGUCGGAGUUCAAGGCAAUCACAUGCUGUUUAUGCCGCACUAGCUAACUUUCAGCAAGCGUCGUCUGGCUUGCACGUGUGAUCAAACACGUCACGAAGUUGGUUUGAAGUUGGUAAUGAUUACCUCCAUGGCUGCAAAUAAGAUACACACACAUAUGACAAGUAUUGUAGUAAGUAGUAAAGUAAAAGGAAGAAGUCAUGCUAAUUGUAAAAAAUAACCCAAAAAUUAUCGUUAGUAUUUAAAAAGUUUAAAAAAAAAUACACACACACAUACACACACACACGGUGAAAUAAAAGAUAAAAACAAUGUAGGACUCACUGGUAAUAAACAAGUAGAGGUAAAUUGUCAAGAAAACCUUACCACUGCUUUAUUCGUGUGGGGUGACAAAGGGCAGUAAUGUCUAUUUGUAUGACGUGAAUGUGGGUAGUGGUUUCAAUUUGGGGAUUUAAGUGUGCAAGCAGCUUUGUUCGUCGAGGCAUGCCAAUGUUUUUUCCCCGAAUGUUUCAGAAACUGGACUUUUGACCAUUACACAAAUAUUGACUGCAUGUAAAUGUGGUGGAUAGGUGUUGGCAUUUGGGGUCGGCACUAUUAAUGGUCGCCAAAUUACAUAUGAGCAGAAUUUGUAUGCAUUUAUUCUGUCAUUCAUUAUCCAAAUUGCUUAUCCUCAUGGGGUCACAUGCAUGCUGGAGUCUAUUCCAGUUUGCAAGCGACGGGCACGGUACAUCUUAAACUGGUCAUCAGCCAAUUGCAGGGCUCAUAAUGUUUUAAUCGAUUUAGCUUUGCUGAAAGGUCAUACAACCAAUUCAGGAAUACUAAGUUUAAUUUAAAUGUAUGUUUGCUUGAAUUGCUCCAUCGAAAGAUUUUAUGAGCAGUUUGCUGCCAUACCCAUAUACCAUGUACAGUCGAUCUAAAAAAAAAAAAAAAAAAAAAUGUUGUAUUUUUAUUGUUUGAUGAAAUCCUUGCUUCAGUUCUGUGAAAUUAAGAAAAAACAUUCGGAACCUUGGUAAUGAGAAAAUUGGUAAAAUUGUACGACCUCUUUAGGGGAUGUUGAAAAACGUGCAAUGAUGUAUGUCUUCAAUAGUCCACCAUUCAAUACUUACUUGUCCAAACUUGGCCCUCAAGGACCACUGUCUUCUCUACUUUAUAUAUCUCUUUGCUGCAACAGAUCUGAUUGAAAUGACCAGGAUAAAUAUCAAGCUUGUUCAGAGCUUCCAGAUGAGCUUAUGGAAAAGGGGCUAGUAUGACUGAAUGCAACUUGCUGUAAUACUAACCGUUGUGAAUUUCCAUGCAUGUCUGCCAAAGUUGACAUUAAGGGUGCGCUUACUGAUUGAGUGACCUUCACUAUCGAGACUGGUUUUGUUAGACUAUGAGGUCAAUUGUAAUACACCCUUCAGUGAUGUAAUUGUUAACUCUGCUCUGCUAUCAAAAUAAAUCACUCUUGCAUUGUCAUUUGUUGACUUUCUGCAAUUAUCAGCUGAAUGCAAAUUAUUUGCACUAUUUUUUGUCGAAUAAUCAAGUCUGAUUGCUGUUGUGUAACAAUUAUUUGAAUGGAGAGUUUUUUUUUCUUUUUACCUAGCUUGAUGUUAUUUGCUUUUGCAUUGUCAUUACUAUGCAGUCUAUGUAUAUUGAUCAUAAUUUGGUUCAAAUAAACAGCUUCAUGAUU
Messenger RNA from Syngnathus typhle (broad-nosed pipefish), 5903 nucleotides. RefSeq names its product tripartite motif containing 25 (gene trim25). Gene Ontology annotation, molecular function: zinc ion binding; protein binding. NCBI's taxonomy places the organism in Eukaryota, Metazoa, Chordata, Actinopteri, Syngnathiformes, Syngnathidae. Bases 180 to 2213 code for a protein of 677 amino acids. The record is from RefSeq and is a predicted model, not a curated record. The transcript has 9 exons.